CCAUCUCCAAGGGCUUUCAUGGCCCAUGCUGGCAGCCUGGCGCCGGCCAUGGCGAUUGGGCCGUGCCGCGGAGCGGUGGGGCCGGUGGCCUUGGGGCAAGCAGGGCACUGCGCAGCUGGCGCAUUUCCACGAGGACAUGGGCGAUGUGGUCAUGGCCCUGGCGAAAGAAACGCGCUGGGCACAUGCGGUGGAGCUGGCGCGCAGGCAGCCGUAUUGGCGAACGUAUCAGAAUGCGAUAGAAGCCUGCCGCCAGGGUUCACAAUGGGAUUGGUGUGUCCAAUUGCUCAAGGAGAUGCAAAUCCACAGCCACAGGCCGAGUGCCACGGCCUAUGGCAUGGUGGCCUCAACGCUGGGACGAAGCAUGCAGUGGAGCAAAGCUCUCCAAGUGAUCCAAGAUAUGACAGGGGGCGAUGUGCCUUUGAACCUCAAGAUCUUUAGCGCGGUUCUCAGCGGCUGUGGGCAAGCCAGAGAAUGGCAGGUGGCCAUCUCUGUUUUGGCCGAUGCCGAGCAGCAUCAGCUGCAGCUGGAUAUCGUGUCAUGCAAUGCUGCCAUGAUGGCAUGCAAACACAGCGCCUGGGAGGUCUGCCAGUACUUGUUGCACCACAGCAUGGCCCGGCGACAGCUGACACCCUCCGUGGUGACCCUGGCACAGCUGGUGGAGGCCUAUGGCCACGGAACGCGCUGGGCAGAGGCGCUGCAAAGCCUCCAGGGUGCCCAUCGCUUCUCCCUACAGCCCGACGUGGUGCUGGUCAAUGCCACCGCCACGGCGGCUGUGCGAGGCUCAGGCUGGCCUUCCGCUCUGUCUCUCUUCCAAGAGUUGCCCAAGCGAAGUCUCCGUGCCGAUCUGGUCACGGCCAACACGCUGCUGACGGCAUGGCAAGUGGCUUCGGGAUGGCAGGAGACGCUGCAGGUGCUGCAGUCGUUUCCAAGGUGGUCGUUGAGACCAACCACGAUCUCAUACAACACCACCAUGACAUCUGCCCUGCGUGGGCAGCGUUGGCCACUGGUGUUGGAGCUGAUGGCAGAGAUGCGACGGAGGAAGCUUCGAUUCAGCGAUAGCAGCUUCAAUGUUUUGGCUUCGGUCUAUGAGCAAAACUCUGCUUGGGAGGAUGCCCUGCAAUGUCUCGCAGUCGCAGCCCAAGAAGGACUUCAGCUGAGUUCGCUCACCAUGGCCGUGGUGGUCUCCGCGAGUCGCAAGGCGAUGCAAUGGCAUUCAGUGAUGGCCUUGUUAGAAGAGCUGCAGGACAGCCACUUGGACCACGUCUUCCGUGCAGCUCACAUGGCCAGCUGUGUCGAUGCUGGUGAUUUGCCUUCGGCUCUGGCCGCGUACCGUGAGCUGCCCCUGCGCGGGGCGGCAGGUCGACGGUGGAAUGUCCUCGAUUUGCACGACUUGCAGCCCGAGGAGGCGCGCCUGGCGGUGCGCUGUGCCUUGCUGGACUUGGUGCAGUCAAAGCCAUGGCCUCCAUCAGGUCUCACGUUGAUCACCGGCCGGGGCAGCCACUCCGAAGGUGGACAGUCGAUCCUACAACCUGCUGUGAUGCAGCUACUGCAGGAGCUCCAAGUGGAAGCUCAUCAGAAGCAAGGACGGGUGCGAAUUCCAUUGCGCUCCCUAAUGGACUUUGUGCGCGGAAAACUGGUGCUGCGAUACUUGGGCAAUUUCACGUGUUUCAAUGUGGCUGUGGGUCCGCAGGAGAAGCCUGAUGGCUUCACCUUUCACCGCAGCAACAUCCAUGAGCGAAGACGCCUGGCCACCUUCGCCAGACUCUUUCCGCUCUUCUGCUUCCUGGGAGUGGUGGCGUGCGCAGCUGUCAGCUUUGCACUCUCCGAGAGAAUGUUGCUGACCUUCUGCGUCGGGAACUCGAUAACGCCACAGGGUCGAGCCCUGGGAUUCGCCUGGGAUUUACCUCGUGGCACUGAGGCCAUCCUGAAUGUGAGUCUAGGGAUGAGCUACUCUGGCGUCCUAUGCCUCCUGGGGAUCCGCAAAGUGGCGCAGGAACUGCGCAGCGAGGCCGUGGAAGUGGUGCAGGAGGAAGGCAUUCAACACGUCAUUGUCAUUGCAAAUUACAAGGAGGCUGGGGAUGGGAAGGGUGUUGGAACAGAGCUGUCCCUGUUGGCCCUGUCCGCCAUCAUCUACUACUCGGUGUCUGGUGGCCCAUACGGAGCCGAGGAUGCCGUCGCUUCGGCUGGUCCCUUGCUUUCCUUGGCAGGUUUUCUGCUGAUGCCUUUAGUUUGGUCCCUACCUGAAGCGCUGGUGACGGCAGAGCUGGCCACCACCUUUCCCAGCAACGCUGGCUUUGUUGAGUGGGUCACGGCUGCCUUUGGACCUUUCUGGGGCUUUCAGGAAGGCUUCCUGUCAUGGAUCAGCUCUGUGGCUGAUGCGGCCCUGUAUCCUGUGCUCUUCCGGCAAUACCUUGAGGAGCUGUGGCCACAGAUGUCUGGAGGGCUCUACGGGCAGAUCUUUGUCUUGGGUGUCACGCUCCUCAUGGCAGCGCUGAAUUAUGCUGGUUUGAGCAUCGUUGGUUGGGUAGCAUUUCUUCUUGCAGGAUUCGUACUGUCACCCUUCGUUUAUAUGGUGGUGGUUGGCCUGCCACAGAUCUCGAUGGAACGUUUACUGGUCAGCCCACCAGUCUCCGAAGUGCAGUGGUCAGACUUUUUGAACACGCUCUUCUGGAACUUGAACUACUGGGACACAGCCUCAACAUUAGCUGGAGAAGUGGAUGAGGUCAAAACGACCUAUCCCAAAGCUCUGGCUGUGGCCAUGGUGGCUGUGGUCUUAUCCUAUUUCUUGCCGCUGCUGGUCGGUCUUGGUGUCCCCGGAAAUCACUGGCGCGAUUGGCAAGAUGGGCAGUUUGCCCUCCUGGGGCAAAGGCUGGGUGGACGCAUCCUAAAGUCUUGGGUGAUCUGCGGUGCCGCAGUGAGCUGCCUGGGACAACAGCUCUCGGAAAUGGCUGAGGCCGCCUUCCAACUCCAAGGGAUGGCAGAGGACGGAUGGCUGCCCACCUGCUUUGCGCGUCGCUCGCGCUUCGACACUCCAUCACUGCCCUUGCUGGUGAUCACUAUCCUGGUGCUGGUUCUAAGCAUGUCUUCAUCCUUUCAAAGUAUCAUCCAGAUGCUGAACGGUGUCUACUGUGUGGCCCAGGUCAUCGAGUUUUCAGCCUUUCUUCAUUUGCGAAGAAAGCACAAUGACUUGGAGCGCCCUUUCCGUGUGCCAUGCAGCAGCUUCGCAGCAUGCUGCUUCUUGCUUUUCAUGCCCUUCACCUUUUGCAUUGUUUUGCUUGUCAUGCCAUUCUUCUCAGGAGAUGUGCUUCAGAUCGCUUCACUCCUGUGUUCGAUACUGUUGGGACUCCUCCUCUAUCAGCUGCUGGAGCUUUCAAGAAGAACCUCGGCGUCUCAAACAACAAUCUGCCGUGCGACUGCGAAAUCAAGACCGUUGACCAUGUUCGCCCUGCGCUCUGCUGUUGCCUUGACUUGCUUGGUUGCGGCGGCUGGCCGACGCCACAGCGACAGCUAUCUGACCCCUGAAGUUGGGCAGGCUGAAGAGAAGACGGCUGAAGCUCUUGAAAGCAUCACACCUCAUGGUGGUGAUGGGCAUCUCAUCCCAUUGUCAGCUUCCUUCCAAGUUGCUCCUACUAUGGGUGACAUGCCUGUCAAGACCAGGAUGACGCUCUUGAUGUCACACGUGUCAACAGCUGCCUCAGAGAUCGGCAUCGUAUGUCAGCUCACAGCCAAAGACGAAGUUUCUGCAACAAACUUUGCCCAGGCUUUAACGGACUUCUAUGCAGCGCAGAUAAAGCUUAUUGGCCGUGCUCCCCCUGUGACCUUGGAGUUCUCGGCCCCCGGUCGGCAAGUGUUGAUCAAGGUGAAGGGAUUCCCGAAAGAAGCCACCCAACACUUUGUUGCAGCAGUCGAGGGAUUUGCAAGCAAUCUUGGACACGUGAAUGCCUCUGUGGAUUUGGAUUUUGACAUGCGCGAAGUCAUGGCUCAUCUCAGCAACGAUACGGUUCUCUACGAAGAGCUCUACAAGGGAUUUCGGUAUUCCGUGGAUGCCUCCCUGUCAAAGGCUCUGGAGAAUCUCUUGGCUUCAAUGGUGCCAGACACCACAGUUCCUGGUGCACCGUUCUCAGGACAGGCUGUGGCCAGGAAGCUCUUCAGCUUUUUCACCGGUGCUUCUGCUGAUGUGAAGGUGGCGUUCGAUGAAUCGGUUCGCCAAGAUUUGAUUCGAAGCAUGCCAUUUGUGAACAUGUCAUAUGGCACACUGGUCUCUCUGUACCGCCCGCUUGUCAGCAUGUAUCCCACACACCUCCGCGGUACCGACAUUGCAUUGAAGACCUUGAACAUCAUUUCGACGAUGGAGAGGAUUGAGACGCUGGACACUUGGGAAAUCACGGGACUUCCAGGUUUACAGCUCAUGGCUGUUGGCAACACCAGCUCUGGAAGCUUCGAGUUCUUGAGCAAGCUGGCGAAGGAUGCCGGUCUUGUUGAGGUUCUCCGCAACACCUCAACGAUGUUCCCUCCGGAGUAUCAUUAUCCUGAGCCUUCGUACAUUGCUUCCACCCCGGUUCCUUCGUACACUAGUACCACCACCCUGGUUCCUUCGUACAUUGCUACAGCAGGCAUCACCAGCAACACGUCCAUGGACAAGUUUGUAAACUCGUAG
Messenger RNA from Cladocopium goreaui, 4657 nucleotides. NCBI's taxonomy places the organism in Eukaryota, Dinophyceae, Suessiales, Symbiodiniaceae. The record is from the annotation of a GenBank genome assembly.